This is a messenger RNA of Branchiostoma floridae (Florida lancelet), 2270 nucleotides long. Its product is annotated as type 2 phosphatidylinositol 4,5-bisphosphate 4-phosphatase-like. Gene Ontology annotation, biological process: phosphatidylinositol dephosphorylation. Gene Ontology annotation, molecular function: phosphatidylinositol-4,5-bisphosphate 4-phosphatase activity. The record is from RefSeq and is a predicted model, not a curated record. The coding region runs from base 89 to 865 and encodes 258 amino acids. Gene Ontology annotation, cellular component: plasma membrane; late endosome membrane; phagocytic vesicle membrane. The transcript has 8 exons. NCBI's taxonomy places the organism in Eukaryota, Metazoa, Chordata, Leptocardii, Amphioxiformes, Branchiostomatidae.
UUCGGAAAUCCUAAUUUUUACAGAGUUUUCAAGGCUGAAGUAUUGCUCUUGUCACGUGACCGGACAGGUCAGAUUCACAUGACUCAAAAUGGCGGACGGAGAAGAAGAGCGCUCUCCUCUGCUUGGCGGAGAGAAAAGUCCCGAGCAGGCUCCUCUGUCGCCUCCGGGAUACCCCUCUUCAGGCAUUCCAUCGUCCAUCCCGGUCGGCCCCGUCCCCCCCAUCUUGCCUGACGAGCAGCCCCCGCCCUACACUCCCACAGCAGACGGAGGCAUUCCAACCAUCAACUGUAGGGUCUGCCAGGCGCCCGUGUCACUGGAGGGCAAACUACACCAGCAUGUCGUAAAGUGUACCAGUUGUAAUGAGGCCACUCCCAUCAAAACAGCUCCCCCUGGCAAGAAGUAUGUGCGCUGCCCAUGCAACUGUCUCUUGAUCUGUAAGAGCACCUCCAGGAAGAUCGCUUGCCCAAGACCAAACUGUAAGAGGAUCAUCAGCCUGGAUGGCGGAGGUGGAGCCAUGGCCCCUCCCAUCCCUCCUGCAGGUGGGACCAGAGUUAUCUGUGGACACUGCAGUAUGACCUUCAUGUUUACAUCCACAACAAAUGCCCUGUCAAGGUGUCCUCAUUGCAGAAAAGUGUCGUCUGUCGGAAGCAGUUAUGCCAGAAGGAAGUGCACCAUCUGUGUUGUGUUGGGCAUGAUCUUCAUCUUAGCAGGAAUCGGGGUCACGGUGGGAACUUAUGAGUUGGCAAGACAACAAGGAGGGAUCUACUUUGCAUGGGUUGGUGCAUUCAUCAUCGGGAUCCUGUUCCUGAUCCGGGCAUGUUACUACGGAACCCUGAAGGUCAGCUACAUCCAGACCUCCCCCUGAGACAACAUGGACCAGUCCACUGGAGAAGAUGUCCCCUAAUAGGGGUUGGAUCACAUCACCAAGAGCAUAAGGAUGGGGUGGAUUAACUUGCAGAAUAAACUAUACUGGCCCAGAAAUGCAAAGGUUAAAGUUGUGUAACUGCUCUUUUAAUCUUAUUUGUACCCAAAUUGAUGCAAAUUGUGAUCAGAAAACAAGACCACAGUCUGUAUGAUUAACCUCCUUGGUAUAAUUUAUCUUCUAAGACCUCAUCGUAUGACAUAUUGCUGUAUGACUGUGACUUAUGUAUAAUAUAUGUAUAUUGCUCUGGAUGACUUUGUCUGAAUAAGGUAUGUAAAAAAAUGCUAUCAAUUGACGUGAGCACACUGCUCAUGGGUAACUUAAACUCCUUAUUUGCAUGAUUGUUUUAAAAAUGAUUUGCUAAAAAUACAGAAAGAAAUGGAUUGAAAUUGUUCACAAUUUGAAUGCGAGAAUGUAUUAGGACUACUUUGAUGGAGACUUUUCUUCACAAAGUUGAUCAGUGAUUGCUAGUAUGCAGAAAUGCCUAUUUUUAAUUUUGAUACUGAAAUGUUACGCUGCUGUAGAAAUGUACUCAUCAGACUGCCAAUUUUUCAUUGGUUCGCAAAGUCCAGAUAAUGAGAAUACUGUAGAUCUUUUACGGUGGUUUUGUAUUGACAGAGACCUCUCCUGUGCAAAUAUAUCCCCGCAAAUAUAACUGUUUCAAUUGAGAAUUUGAAACACUGCAAAAAACUCCUUUUCCGUCCUACUUCAAAAUAAAACCACUAAGAAAGUAAGUGAAUUCACAGUAUAGAAGAAUUGGUAUAUAUUAUAUAUCUCGAAUUUACUUUGACGCUGGUAUAUUCAAGAUUGUAAAAAAAGACCCAAGCCCCAGUACCGACUCAAGAAGUCCUGAAGUUAUCCUUAUUCUAUAUAUGUCUACAAGAAGUUUCUUAUUGAUGAUGCACCAAUUCUGCAGUGUCUUCAUAUUGUAAAAGAAUAAGAGGAUAAAGGCUUGUAUAUAUUACAUGAAAUUCACUACUUCUUAGUGAUUUGCAUUGUUUGUCUUUCUGUAUUUGCAUUACUAUGAAUUGUUCUGCAUUACAUUUUCAAAUGUAUUUUCAUAGUUGAUGUUGAUACUUCUCUUUACCAUGCAUUGUUUUGCUAGAAAUGUCUGACUUCCUAUCAGAAAUAGACUUCUAUUCAUACUUGAAGCCUCAUAACUUGAUUUGUAUCUUGACAAUAUAUUCAGUGUUUGAUAAUUUAAGAAAUGGAUUUCAUGUACAUUGUAAGUCACAAUUCUUACUAAGUUCAUCAGUCCAUUAUAUAAAGCCACACCUUUUUUCAUAAUAAUUUUGUGUCAUUAAUUGAUCGUUAUGUUUCUAUUUGUCAUUAAAAUAUUGCAGAAUGA